Synchiropus splendidus (mandarinfish) is the source of this 1420-nucleotide messenger RNA. RefSeq names its product sodium channel modifier 1 (gene scnm1). Gene Ontology annotation, biological process: RNA splicing. Lineage: Eukaryota; Metazoa; Chordata; Actinopteri; Syngnathiformes; Callionymidae. The transcript is spliced from 9 exons. Gene Ontology annotation, cellular component: nucleus. The record is from RefSeq and is a predicted model, not a curated record. Bases 622 to 1299 code for a protein of 225 amino acids.
GCGGACCAAAUCAGGCAGUGACAACAACCCAUAGGCACUCAAGUGUGUGGUAUAUAACUGUAUAGGAUUCACAAAAACUGCAGGAUUCACAGGCGUACGCGCACUAGCGUUGGUAUCAGGCAUGCGCUCAGGCUUUCUGGCGCUCUCAUUCAGUUAUGAUUUCAUGGCAAUAAGACUGAGAAAAACAUCGCUUCAGAUUGCUGGAUUUACAUGUGUGUAAAUACACGCAAGUGUAUUGCUUCGAGUGUUCCUUCGUCAUCCCUGGAAUCUGUCUGCGAUCAGAGAGGAAACAACAUCGACAAGUGCACGUCAUUCUGUCAUUGCAGCCGUUGCUGCUUUCACGGCACGGAUUUAACAGGAUCUGCGUUUCUUCGAGUGAGGUGCAUUGGGGGCAAUGGAAAAGGUUCGUGUACUAUUGUGACUUUUUUGUUAAAAUAAUGCACCAUUCACCCUGUCGGCGGCGCUACUUUAAACUAGGUUGAUUUCGAAAGGCAAGAAAGAAACUGCCGAAGAAGAGUCCAAUCGUGACAUGUGAGACGAGCACACAAAAAAGUAAACAGUGUGUUAAGUUAAGAAGAACCUUCGCUUUACGAGCGGCCUUUUCGAACCCAGGCUGUAAAAAUGUCGUUCAGAAGAGAGGGAGACGACAAGAGUCAGCUCAACGUUCUUCAGAAACGUCGUGUAGCUGAUCUUUUGUCCAACUUCAUUCCCGAAGACGAAGCUGUUCUCCUCAGUAAUGGAAGGUUGAGUUGUGCGGUGUGUCUCACUCGUCCCGUAUUCGACAACGUCCAAAUGUUGGCUGUCCACAGAAGGGGUAGAAAACACCUUGCAGGGGCAAAACGUUUCUUCUGUCGGAAAAUCGAGAUCAAAAAUGAAACCCUGAAGAAAACUCACCAAAGAUUCAUCCAAUUUGAAGAAAGUUCCGAAGAGCCAUCAGCAUCAUCUCCUUUACUGACGCGGACUCAACGACUCACUCACCACGCUCUGUUGAAGAGUCAUCCCUACAAGAGCUGCCACUCAAACCGUCGAAAACCUCAACCAGAACUUCUGAGAAGUGACGCAAGUACAGAUGAACUAGCCUACAACAGAACUGAGUCUUCAAGCUCUGAAGUCCAAAAUAAACACAGUGAUCCAGAAAAGGUGUGCGCACCUGCAUCCCCACUUCAGGCAGAAAGGAAACAGAAGCUGGAGCACCAGCUCAAAUUGAAGAGUGCUGGCUGGCUGCAGGAUGUCCAUGGUUGCUGGGUCAAAGAUCCAAAUGUUGAGUUUGAUUCUGAUGAAGAAGCACCACCACCUUGACCAAAAAUGUGAGCUAUGCUUUAUUGCAGCCUCUGAAUUAUUUUGUAUUAUGAUGUGUUCUUUUUGUACUAGUGAGUGAGUGGUGCGUCACUCCAUGUUGUGUAUGAUCUGAAUAAAGUUU